AUGGAAGUGGAUGAGUGGUACUGUUUGUGUUAUACGUGGAAAGAUGUCAUGUUGGACAGCGAUCGUGUUCAACAAGCCGGUCGAACUGUUAUCGAUACUGUGAAUCGCUUCCUCGAAUCAGAAAAUAUUUCAAAUAUCUGUGCGAAACUCGAAUUUACAAAGGUACUUUCGGCCAAAUCGCAUGUCAGAAAGGAUGUGUUGAUUGUUGCUUCAGAAGCAUCUCCAUCGCAUGAUAACGCGCAACGAUGA
Anisakis simplex (herring worm) is the source of this 249-nucleotide messenger RNA. The record is from the annotation of a GenBank genome assembly. NCBI's taxonomy places the organism in Eukaryota, Metazoa, Nematoda, Chromadorea, Rhabditida, Anisakidae.